UUUCUUGAACUCUGGGUAUAAACUAGGGUCAUAUGCCAUCUGUUUGCGACUGUAAUGGUUGCUCAGGUAUUAUUCAGAUUCUAAGAAACGGAACAUACAGGCGUUCCAUAGCUGUAGGCUGCUGGGGUAUGAAUUAGGUGAAGGUGGUUGAUGAUCGCGGUUGAAGAAGACGUAUAAUUAACCAACGGCGAACGCGUCGUAAUUGAACGUCACGUGGUCGUUUGCAUUACUUACUCCAUUCACACUCUUCAACUUUGCUCGAAUUCGCAUCUGUGUGUGACUCGCAAUCGAGUCAGGAAUUGGUGGAGUCAGAUUGCCAUGAGCUCACAUCGCGCGCACACGCGUUCCGAUUACCUUUUCUUCCUCUCCUACCGAACUCGCUGGACCGACAACGACCAGUACUCACACGUCAACAAUUCUAUAUACUACCACCUCUUUGAUUCUGUAGUGAACACUUUUCUCAUCCAACAAUGUGGACUCACCUCUGACUCUGCCCAAAUCGGAUUGGUGGUCUCAUCCCAUUGUCAGUUUUUCUCUCCCCUGUCAUUUCCUCAGGUUCUGGACCUCGGUCUUCGGGUAGUGAAGCUUGGUUCAAGUUCCGUGACGUACGAGGUCGCGGUGUUUGAGGAGGGAAAAGAUGUACCCGCAGCUGUUGGGGGUUAUACCCAUGUCUUUGUUGAACGGGGGUCUAGAAAGAGUGCCCCCAUGGCUGAGCCUCUACGGGAGGGUCUUUCAGGCCUGUUGUCAACAAAUGAGAGCUUGGGAUCUAGGCUUUGAAGUCGUGAAUCGUCUUGGAGUCCUUAGAGCUCACAAAUGAACGAGCAGCCUGUGUCCCCGUGCUAUGACAAGCACGCUUGCCCGAUUCCUCAGUAUGACAA
Molecule: messenger RNA, 878 nt
Organism: Suillus clintonianus
Lineage: Eukaryota; Fungi; Basidiomycota; Agaricomycetes; Boletales; Suillaceae
Product: HotDog domain-containing protein
Exons: 3
Coding region: 319-777 (152 amino acids)
Cellular component (GO): mitochondrion
Molecular function (GO): fatty acyl-CoA hydrolase activity
Source: RefSeq, a predicted model, not a curated record